CACGUAUUAACCGGCCUCAUAAUCGUCAACCAAACACUACUGGAUGUGACGUGUUCGGGUUUGUGUCUACUGGGAACAUAAUUAGCUAACUCGUUCUUUGCAUUUACAUUCAAAUAUAAACAUCAAAAUGCAUAUGCUGAGGAGAGAUAAGAAAGAAGAGGAAGAGGGUGGUGGAAAUCCGUUUCAUAACCUUGACAAAACAAGUGUGCUUCAAGAGGCAAGGACAUUCAACGAGACACCUAUCAACCCUCGGAAAUGUGGACUUAUACUUACCAAGCUGCUCUACAUGAUCAACCAGGGCGACCAAACCAUUGGAAGCACUGAAGCCACUGAGGCAUUCUUUGCUAUGACAAAGCUGUUCCAGUCAAAGGAUGCUACGCUGCGUCGACUGAUGUACAUGGGAAUUAAAGACAUGUCAAAGAUUGCUAAUGACGUCAUAAUUGUUACAAGCAGUUUGAUGAAGGACAUGACAGGCAAGGAUGAUCAGUUUCGAGGUCCAGCCAUCCGUGCUCUCUGCUCCAUUACUGAUACAACCAUGUUGCAGAGCAUUGAGCGCUACAUGAAGCAAGCCAUUGUGGACAAGUGUCACGCUGUAGCCAGUGCUGCCCUAGUGUCUUCUCUGCAUCUCAGCAAGGGCAGCCAGGAUGUGACAAAGCGCUGGGUCAACGAGGCCCAGGAGGCUGUAUCCAGUGACAACAUCAUGGUGCAGUACCAUGCCCUGGGCCUGUUGUACCACAUCAAGAAGCAUGACAAGCUGGCCGUCACAAAACUCGUGAGCAAUUUCAGCAAGCAUUCACUCAAGUCUCCAUAUGCAUACUGUUUGCUGAUCCGCAUUGCCAGCAAACUGAUUGCGGAUGAGGACGCAGGCUCAGACAGCCCAAUGUAUGAGUUCAUUGAGAACUGCCUGCGACACAAGAACGAGAUUGUCAUCUACGAGGCCGCCCAUGCCAUGGUGAACAUGAAGGGGAUCACCACGAAAGAGCUCGCGCCCGCAGUGUCUGUCCUACAGCUGUUUUGUAGCUCCCCUAAACCCACCCUUCGCUUUGCUGCUGUGAGAACUUUGAACAGGGUGGCCAUGAAGCACCCUGCUGCAGUGACAACAUGCAACCUUGACCUUGAGAACUUGAUCACGGACACCAACCGUAGCAUAGCAACCCUUGCUAUUACCACUCUUCUCAAGACCGGCAGUGAGAGCAGCGUGGACCGGCUUAUGAAGCAGAUCUCCACGUUCAUGUCCGAGAUAUCAGACGAGUUCAAGAUCGUCGUCGUGCAGGCUAUCCAGUCACUGUGCCUCAAGUACCCGCGCAAGCACAACGUCAUGAUGAACUUCCUGUCGUCAAUGCUACGAGAUGAAGGUGGAUUCGAGUACAAGAAGGCCAUCGUGGACAGCAUCAUCAUCAUCAUAGAGGACAACUCUGAGGCCAAGGAGGCCGGCCUGGCCCACUUGUGUGAGUUCAUUGAAGACUGCGAGCACACCGUGCUGGCAACCAGGAUCCUUCACCUUCUGGGCCGUGAGGGGCCUAGGACCCCAACACCGUCAAAGUACAUCCGGUUCAUCUACAACCGGGUGAUCCUGGAGAAUGCGGCUGUGCGUGCGGCGGCUGUGACUGCGAUGGCCAAGUUUGGGGCCCACUGCGAGGAGCUACUGGAGAGCUGCAUCGUGUUGCUGGAGAGAUGUGAGCUGGACUCCGAUGACGAGGUGCGAGACCGGGCCACCUUCUAUGUGCACGUGCUCAGAGAGAGGCAGAAGGCCCUCAACUCUGCCUACAUCCUCAAUGGUCUGCAGGUGUCGGUGGUUGGUCUGGAACGAGCCCUGCAUCAGUACACAUUGGAGCCCUCUGACAAACCCUUCGACAUGAAGUCAGUGCCCCUGGCCACCCAGCCUCUAACUGAGCAGAGGUCCACUGCUGGCGGAGCCAAGGAGCCAGGAGACACGGUGACCUCCAAGCCGACAGAGAAAGUGGCCUCCUCCCGCCAGGAUGUGUAUGCUGAGCAACUUGCUGGCAUCCCAGAGUUUGCUAACCUGGGACCGCUGUUCAAGUCUUCGAGCCUGCCUGUUGAGCUGACCGAGUCUGAGACAGAGUAUGUGGUCCGCUGCAUCAAGCAUACAUACUCCAGAUACAUGGUGUUCCAGUUUGACUGCACCAACACGCUGAAUGACCAGGUGUUGGAGAAGGUGACAGUCCACAUGGAGAACACCGAUGACUUCCAGGUGUUGAAGUGUGUGCCGUGCCCCAAGCUGCCGUAUGACAGCCCUGGCACCACGUACACCUUGGUACGACUCCCGGAGGAGGCUACAGCAGUGACUGGGACGUUCAGCUGCACUCUGAAGUUCAUCGUGAAGGACUGCGAUCCUAACACUGGAGAGGCAGAUGAUGAAGGAUAUGACGAUGAAUAUGUGUUGGAGGAUGUGGAGGUGUCUGUGGCUGACCAUGUGCAGAAGGUGAUGAAACCAAACUUUGGAGCCAGCUGGGAUGAGGUGGGACCAGACAAUGAAAUGGAGGAUACCUUCGCUCUGUCCACUAUGAAAACAUUGGACGAUGCAGUUAAAAACAUUAUCCAGUACCUAGGCAUGCAGCCCUGUGAGAGGAGUGACAAGGUCCCAGAAGGGAAGAGUGCCCACACGCUCUAUCUGGCAGGCGUCUACCGUGGCGGACAUGACGCCCUGGUGCAGGCAAAACUUGCCAUGGCAGACGGGGGAGUAACCAUGCAGCUCACUGUGCGCUCUACAGAUCCCAAUGUGUCUGAGGUGCUUGUUUCAGCCAUUGGGUAAAUGGUAUGAUAACAGCCACAAUGAAGGGAGGACAUAAUACGACAUAUAAGUUCUUAAAGUUAUGGACAUAAAUCUUCAAAUGUAUCGCUAUAUAAUUAUGAAUCUUAAAUAUAUUAUAGUGCACCUUAGCAGUUUAUAUGAAUUAUGUAUUUUUGGUCAAGGUCACAUAAAUUUUGUUGCUUUUUUGGAAGAUUAAAUUGCAAUAUGGCAAAAAUAUACAAGGAUAGCUGU
Messenger RNA from Dreissena polymorpha, 3004 nucleotides. Its product is annotated as coatomer subunit gamma-2-like. Gene Ontology annotation, cellular component: COPI vesicle coat; endoplasmic reticulum-Golgi intermediate compartment; Golgi membrane. The record is from RefSeq and is a predicted model, not a curated record. Gene Ontology annotation, biological process: intra-Golgi vesicle-mediated transport; protein secretion; organelle transport along microtubule. The coding region runs from base 128 to 2773 and encodes 881 amino acids. Gene Ontology annotation, molecular function: structural molecule activity. The transcript is spliced from 21 exons. Lineage: Eukaryota; Metazoa; Mollusca; Bivalvia; Myida; Dreissenidae.